AUGGUCGCCGCCACCGUUUCUGCCAAUCCACUCAAACUCGACGUGCGAAGUCACUGGAAGUGUAUUGCUAUAUGUUUUGUCGCAACGCUGUCGACGUUUCAGUAUGGCCUCGAUUACGCUCUUGUGGGAGGGUUUCUCUCAAUGCCUGGGUUCCUUGAAGUGUUUGGAUACUACGAUGAAGAACUGAAAAAGUGGAAUAUCGAUUACACGGUCCAACAACUCAUCUCGUCACUCAUGACCGUCGGUACAUUCCUCUCUUCGCUGCUCGUGGGACCUUUCAGUGCCAAAUUUGGUCGACGGCACGGCCUCUGGGCCGCCGCAGUCUUGAACUACAUUGCGACCGCGAUACAACUGGGGACCACGAGCAAGGCCGCACUCUACGUGUCCAGAUUGAUCCUCGGUGUCUCUGUCGGUUGGUUUCUGACCUUUGCGCAACUCUACGUCCACGAAGCGGCACCUGCCCAUCUUCGAGGCAUUACUUUCGCCGUGUACCAAGUCAUGCUGUCGAUCGGAUCCAUUGUCGGUGCCUGUGUCGAUUACGGCACACAUACAAAGCUGAACAGACACGCAUACCAGAUCCCACUGGCCAUGUUCUUCAUUGCGCCGACAUUGCAGAGUGUGCUCUUGUUCUUCUUCGCUCCCGAAAGCCCUCGAUGGCUCUUCACUCAGCGCAAGGAGGAAGAGGCUGAAAGGUCGCUCCGACGCCUGCGCAAUUCCCACAUCGACGAGCUGGAGUUCAAGGCCGAGUUGAAUGAGAUCCGGCAAUCGACCAGGGCACAGUUGGAACAGAACAAGAAAGGUGCUUUCUUGGAGAUGUGGCGUGGGACAAACCUUCGUAGGACGUUGUUGAGUAUUGCCGUCGUAUGCUUCCAUUCGGCUAAUGGCUCUUCUUGGGUGAAUAUCUAUACGACGUACUUCCUUCAAAUUGCCGGUGUUGAGAAGCCUUUCUCUUAUUCCGUCCUCGUAACGUGUACGGGACUGAUCGGAGUGUUGGUGAGCUUCUUCUUCGUGAGACUGAUCGACCGGAGAACGGUGAUGCUUGUCGGCAUUACUGCAUGCGCUAUCUGUCAGCUUGUGCCAGCCAUCGUGUGGACAAAGAGUCCAGGCACUGAGGCGACCGGACGUGUUGUCGUGGCAUUUAUUGCGCUAUUUACCUUUUUCUACGUCGCUUACGCUCCAUAUGCAUGGCUCCUCGGUGGAGAAUAUGUGAAUAAUCAGCUUCGCGCUUUUACUUUUGGUCUGGCAACGGCCUUGAAUUUCCUGGGUAACUGGGCCGGAACAUUCAGCGCUCCUUAUUUUAUCAACCCUGCCAAAUUCGGCUGGGGCCCCAAGUAUGGGUAUAUCUGGUUUGCAUCGAACAUUGUCUGUGUUAUUUUUACGUGGUUCUUCUUACCAGAGACCAAGGAUCGGACGCUCGAAGAGAUUCACGAAAUGUUUGAAGCCAGACUACCCGCCAGGAAAUUCAAGGGCUACGUGUGUACGGGUGUCGAGAGCUACGCUGCCGAAGCCAUGGGCGAUGAUCUGGCGGAAAGAAAGGGGAUUCACGUUCACUCGACGCACGUGGAGAUGAGUGAUACUACGCCUGAUAAGAGGGUAUGA
Molecule: messenger RNA, 1599 nt
Organism: Exophiala spinifera
Lineage: Eukaryota; Fungi; Ascomycota; Eurotiomycetes; Chaetothyriales; Herpotrichiellaceae
Exons: 6
Coding region: 1-1599 (532 amino acids)
Biological process (GO): carbohydrate transport; transmembrane transport
Cellular component (GO): membrane
Molecular function (GO): carbohydrate:proton symporter activity
Source: RefSeq, a predicted model, not a curated record